Messenger RNA from Pichia kudriavzevii, 1749 nucleotides. RefSeq lists its product as uncharacterized. Gene Ontology annotation, biological process: regulation of DNA-templated transcription. Bases 1 to 1749 code for a protein of 582 amino acids. The record is from RefSeq and is a predicted model, not a curated record. Lineage: Eukaryota; Fungi; Ascomycota; Pichiomycetes; Pichiales; Pichiaceae. The transcript has a single exon. Gene Ontology annotation, molecular function: DNA-binding transcription factor activity, RNA polymerase II-specific; zinc ion binding.
AUGACCUUCAACUUCAGUAACGACUUGGCCUGCUACUCGCUUGCCCGGUCUGUAAACGUCCCGGCCUCCGUGCUCGAUUCUCAUCACUGUUCCUAUCGGGGUUCCCAGACUCUCAACGACACUUUUAAUGGGACCCAUUCUACCGCAAUCUCCGCUGCACGCCCGCCAUCACCAUCACCAACACCACCGACAUCGACAUCGACAUCCGCAAGGCCCACACAUACACCCACUGCAAUAUCUACAUCUACGUCUACUCCAUCCCAGGUUGAGCUUGGAAUGGAAUUGGGGAAAAAAAACACACUGAUUGAGACUCCGGCUUCUACAUCGGCAUGUUUCACAAAGUUGGACCUGCUCAUCCACACUGCCACUUCGGUCAGUCUCUCUCGUGAUAAUGGUGCCUUCCAUUCAACACACCCAUCGAAAUACCAUUCACUUGGUGCAACCCCAACUACCUCAUUGGAUUCCACCAUUCCGAGUAAGAGGAAAAUGCCAACGUCUUUACCCCCCUCCGCUAUUGCGGCUUUCCCAAUCGGGACGCCGUCGUGUUCGGGUACUUCAACUUUGGACUUUCUCUGCAACCACGCGGAAAAAGUACUGGCACAACAAAUGGACCACGCUAAUCAAGGACAAGAAGCUAAUACUAAGAUUGACAUUUUAGUAGAAACACAGGGGAACGUUUCAAAUAUAGAUACCAUUGACGUAAAUACAGCCCCUCAGACCAAUACAAAUGUACAAACUCCUCUCAGCCGUACUUUUUCAGCCGUGAAGAGGAGGAGAAAAUCAAACAAGACGUUGCUUUCUAAUAAUAACACCCCAGCUCUCCCUUCUUCUGCCUCUGCAUCUAAUCAUCUAGCCAUCAAGCUUGCAUCUCCAUCCAACCAUUCAAAGAGACAGAGAUCAGGACCAUCCUGUGAUUGUUGUAGAUCGAGGAAAAUCAAGUGUGAUUCAGAGAUUUUCAUAUUGUCCACUCUGGAUUCCAUCUCGGGGGAUGCUGAAACAAGGACCGACCAGCUUCCCAACUCAGACAUUGCCCACUGUGAAUUCAUAUCGUUGAAUCCAAAUACCGGAUACCAGUACUAUAAGAUCAUCAAGGACGAAGAACAUGAUCUCAAUAAUAGACUCACGUCUUUUAACUACUUACAGUUCAAACCUUGUUCUGCUUGCACAACAAAGAAUCUGAAAUGUUCCUUCUCUAAAGGCUUCACCAGAAAUGAUAUCAUCAAGUUCAACAAGUCGGAGAAAUCCAUGAAUUCAAUAGUAACCCCUGCAAAUUCUACCCUUUCAACUUCGGCCUCUACCCCAAUUCCUUCAAACCUACCUUCGUCAUCUAAUUCAGGAUCAGGAUCGGACCGCUCGUCACCUACAACACCUCUACUCAAACAGGAGUCAACAAACCCAAGGAAAUUAAAACAUUCUUUAAGGACUCCGUCACCAACACCAGCUUCAACGCCAACCCCAAACUCAUCGUUGGAUCUCCCCUCAGAUUACAAUAACUCUAAAUCAACCACAACGGCAUCGUCAGCGUCAGCAUCUUUAUCAUUACAAGCCUCAUCCACAUCAUUAGCAUCAUCAUCAUUAUCAGCAGCAGUAGCAGCAACUUCUUCUUUUACCGCACCAACUGCUGGGAAAUCUUCAAAGAAAACAUCUUGUAAUACUUGCAGGUUCAAAAAGAUCAAGUGUGUCAAAGUCGAAAAUGCCGACAAUUGUGGCUAUUGUCAGAAGAAAAACAUCAAGUGUCGAUUUGACUAA